Messenger RNA from Hypanus sabinus (Atlantic stingray), 7108 nucleotides. RefSeq names its product Kv channel-interacting protein 2-like. The coding region runs from base 469 to 1179 and encodes 236 amino acids. Lineage: Eukaryota; Metazoa; Chordata; Chondrichthyes; Myliobatiformes; Dasyatidae. Gene Ontology annotation, biological process: regulation of potassium ion transmembrane transport. Gene Ontology annotation, molecular function: potassium channel regulator activity; calcium ion binding. The transcript has 10 exons. Gene Ontology annotation, cellular component: voltage-gated potassium channel complex. The record is from RefSeq and is a predicted model, not a curated record.
CCCUUCCUCUCCCCUCCUCCUCCCUCCCUUCUCUCCUCUCCUCCUUCGUCCCUCUCCACCCCUCCCUUCCCAUCUUCUCCAUGCUCUUCUCUCACUCUUCCCCUGUCUUUCUCUCCUUCCUCUGCCUCUGCCUCUUCCCCAUCAUCGGAGUCUACAUAGAGCAAGGGGUGGUGGUGAGGAGGGGGAAGAGGGAAAGUUUUGCGGCACCCCUCCGCCGCUUCUCCGGCCCCCGGCCCUCCUCCAGGGUAACAGCCCCUCCCACUUGCAGAGAUCGCACGGGCGAAGGUGAGCGGGGUCUGGCGGCUGGGCGCCGAGACGGAAUGCCAUGCAUCUCGAGGGGCUUGAGAUGAUAGCCGUCCUUGUGGUGGUCGCCCUGUUUGUCAAAGUACUGGAACAGUUCGGACUUUUUGAGCCAGUGGUCAUCGAAACAGUUUAGGGCCCAGGUUCGAGGACUGGCGACGAAGCUAAAUGACAGAUAGUUUUGUUCAAUAUGGCAACCAGCCACGUCAUAACACAAAAGCAUUAAAGCAGCGUUUCCUGAAAAUCUUACCAUGCUGUCGACCUAAGCUGGUUCCUUCACUCAGUGAAUGCAACAUCGAGGAUGAUUUUGAGCCCUCCACCGUGUGUCACCGGCCUGAAGGACUCGAACAGCUUCAAGGACAAACAAAGUUCACCAAGAAGGAGCUACAGGUCCUCUACCGGGGUUUCAAAACCGAAUGUCCCAGUGGUGUGGUUAAUGAAGAGACAUUUAAACAGAUCUAUUCCCAGUUCUUCCCUCAAGGAGAUUCCAGUAUGUAUGCACACUUCCUGUUUAAUGCUUUUGAUACUGACCAUAAUGGCUCCGUCAGCUUUGAGAAUUUUGUGACAGGCUUAUCUGUAAUCCUUCGAGGCUCUGUUGAUGACAAACUGAACUGGGCCUUCAACCUGUACGAUCUAAAUAAAGAUGGCUGCAUUACCAGAGAGGAAAUGUUGGAUAUUAUGAAAUCCAUUUAUGACAUGAUGGGGAAGUACACCUACCCAACGGUGAGGGAGGAAUCCCCUCAGGAGCACGUGGAAACAUUCUUCCAGAAAAUGGACAAGAAUCGGGACGGGGUGGUAACUAUCGAGGAAUUCAUCGAAACUUGUCAAAAGGAUGAAAACAUCAUGAAGUCAAUGCAGCUUUUUGAGAAUGUCAUCUAGAGGUCAGAGGUGGGGCUGAGGUCAGUGCUGAGCUGACCUCUGACUCCUCGCCUUCUGUCCUUGGUGGGCCGACCUUGGGCCUUUGACUUGUUCAAUGGGGAGCUUCAACUUCUGAAUCAGAACUUCAUUUGGAGGUGGGGGAGGUGAAGGUUUGGACAACGUUAUUGACCACAGACGUGGAGAGGAAAGAAAGAACAGGCCUCCUGUGACGGACAUUUUGUACUUUUUCACGGACCUGCUCGAGAAUGCAAAGAAUCGGCAUGGAAGAACCUCACAGUGUUGCAGCUGUGGGGUGUGCAAGUCACAAUACAUGCGCCCAAGUGCGGAGGGCACAGAUCUACACAGCAUGUUACUGGGUCACACUAUAAGCAUCUUUAUACAGAAAUGCAAGGUUGCAUGGGGGCAAAAAAUGGCGAAUUACCUGCAGUCCAUCCCUUCCAUCUGUCACGUUGCCUGCUGUAUGAGGUCAGACCCACGGAACAAAGUCCGCCUGUGCCAAAAUGUCUUCCUUGUCCCCUUCAGCUUCAUUGCCCAGGUUUAGAUUCUAACCCCACGGGUCAAAAAUAAACCUCAUGGGAUAAUGUGGAGGGAGCUUCACUCUGUAUCUAACCCGUGCUGUCCCUGUCCUGGGACAGUGUAGAGGGAGAUUCACUCUGUAUCUAACCCGUGCUGUCCCUGUCCUGGGAAUGUGUGAUGGGACAGUGUAGAGGGAACUUCACUCUGUAUCUAACCCGUACUGUCCCUGUCCUCGGAGUGUGUGAUGGGACAGUGUAGAGGGAGUUUCACUCUGUAUCUAACCUAUAGUGUCUCUGUCCUGGGAGUGUGUGAUGGGACGGUGUAGAGGGAGCUUCACUCUGUAUCUAACCCGUGCUGUCCCUGUCCUGGGAGUGUGUGAUGGGACAGUGUAGAGGGAGCUUCACUCUGUACCUAACCCAUGCUGUCCCUGUCCUGGGAGUGUGUGAUGGGACAGUGUAGAGGGAGAUUCACUCUGUGUCUAACCCGUGCUGUCCCUGUCCUGGGAGUGUGUGAUGGAACAGUGGAGACUGUAUAGUGACCUCACAUUGCAACAAUCCAUUGUCUAGAAGCUUUGUAGUAAAGAAUAUUCUUGCAUCUCCAAUAAUCUCUCAAUGGACCCUUCACAAAUAUAUCAGCAAAUGUCUCUGCCAGAUGUUAUCUAGUUUACUAAAGUCCUCUAAGUGAAUAGACCCUUUAUAAUAGAGCCUUCUUCCAAGGUGAACCUUGCAAAUGUGGGUAACAGUUGUCAACUGAUCAAAGACAAUGUAAGUGGGUGAGCCCACUUGAAGAGCUGGGGAAGUAUUGAGAAUAUCUCAAAAUAAUUUAACACAUUUUGGAAGCAGUUUCAUCACUGUCUAGAGAAAUUGUUCCCAUUCUCUGAAUUUAGUGACUUGUGCCUCUAUGAAGGCAACAAUGCUUCAAAUUGAGUGGCUGCUUCUCAAUGGAAUGGUGACUAUUAAUACCUGACACUGACUGACAGAAGAACGCAGUGAGACAUCUCAAACACUUGGACCUAGAGUUAGGAGGAAAGAUGGUUGGAGAGAUUUGUAGAUGGAAUUCCAAUACUUGGGCUCUCUGUGAACAGAGUACAUAGAAGAUUACAGAACAGUACAUACACUAUGGCCCACGAUGUUCUGUUCAUCUUUUAGAAAUCUAACCCUUCCCUCCCACAUAGCCCUCUGCAUUUCUAUCAUCAAAGUGCCUAUCUAUUAGUCUCUUAAGUAUGUCUCAUACAUCUGCCCCACCACCACCCUUCCACCCACCACUCUUUGUAUUAAGAACUUUCCCCUGACACCCCCCCCCCCAUUAUACUUUCCUCCAGGCGCCUUAGAACACCCUCUAAUUCCUGAUGAAGGGUCCGAAACAUCGAUUGUUUAUUCAUUUCCAUACAUGCUGCCUGAUCUGCUGAGUUCAUCCAGCAUUUUGUGUGUGACACUUUAAAAUGGUGCCCCUUCGUAUCCGCCAUUUCUGCCCCGGGAAAAAAUCUCUGUCUGUCCACUCGAUCUAUGCCCCUUAUCACCUCUGUCAAGUUGGCUCUCAUCCUCCUUUGCUCUGCGGCAGAAGGUAACUCGCUGAAGAUGGUGCAGCUGGAAACUGGAACUUCCAGAGGUCUCCUGGCGUGGAAGAUUUCAAAGACAUGGGCUGGAUUAAGUUACAGUCACAGGGUGUACUGGAACAUGAGGAUGAGAAUUCCUCAUUCAGAAGGAGGAUUCCUUUAUUGUGAGCAGUUUUGGGCCCCAUAGGAUGUGCUGGCAUUGGAGAGGUUCCAAAGGAGGCUCAUGAAAAUUAUCCCAGGAAUGAAAAUGUUAACGUAUGAGGAGCAUUGAUGGCUCUGGACCUGUACUCACUGAAAUUUAGAAGAAUGAGGGGGACACCAUUGAAACCGACUGAUUGUUGAAAGGCCUAGAGAGAAUGGAUGUGGAGAGGAUGUCUCCAAUAGUGGGAGAGUCUAUGAUCAGAGGGAAGAGCCUCAGAAGAGAAGGUCAUCCCUUUAGAACAGAGAUGAGGAGGAAUUUCUUUAACCAGAUGGUGGUGAAUCUGUGGAAUUUGUUGCCACAGAUAGCUGUGGUGACUAAAUCAUUGGGUAUAUUUAAAGCAGAGGUUCACAGGUUCUUAAUUAAGAAGAGCAUCAAAGGUUAUGGGGGAGAAGGCAGAAUAAUGACGAUGAGAGGGGUAAUAAGUCAACUAUGAUUGAAUGACAGUGCAGACUUGAUGGGCCGAAUAGCCUAAUUCUGAUCCAAUGUCUUACGGUCUUAUCUCACCCUGAAUGAGGAUCCCUCACGCAGAAUGAGAAGUCUUCACUUGGAGUGAAAAGUUUUCACUCAGAAGUCCUCUUUCAGAAUGAGGAUUAUUCUUUAAGAAUAUGUCAAGAAGCACAAGGAAUGUUCCCUGGAGAAAUUGCUCAUUGUCAGACCCAGCGGGUUAGGUUUUGGUACCUGGCGUUCAGUGAAGCCAAACACCCUUGAAAUUCCAACGUAUCACUGCCGAUGAGAGCACUGGAGAAUCUCCCCGUCUGAAAGGCUGGUGGAGACAGAAUCUGCACAAAGCAUAGGUGAGGGUGACCACUUUAACACUGGGAGUGCAACAGACUGUGAGUGGAGAAGCCAGAGUAACCUCAGCUCCACAGGGACAAUGGUGGAUCAGAUGGUGCCCUAAGGCUGUAAAUUUCUCUGGUUUAUAACCCUCCCUCCUGAGCCGUCUCUUCAACAUGCACCAAGUUGAAGCGAUAGCCACCAUUCCCCGCCCUUUGUUAGGCACUCCAGACCCCUGAAGGAGAGCGUAGGAAGUGACAUCAAGAAGUAAAAACAAAAGGACAGGCAAGUAUUUUGAAUAUAAAGGGACUGAAAUGGUGGAGUAAAUUCUUAUCGUGAGGACGAUAAGAAUACUGAUACUUUUAACAGUAGAUCUCUGGUUUGUGACUUAAUUUUAAGUCUUAACCUGCAUUGCAACAGACAAAUCAAUAGUCUGAGGGGCAAAACCUCAAAUGAUUGAUUUAGCUUGUUUAUUAACAAUAACUAACUGACUGCUUUGUAAUAGUGUUUCUGUCUGCUGCACAGAUCUACGAGAAAACCCCAGGCAAUAACUGUUCUAGUUACAUCACACAGUCUCCUCUCUGGGGUUCCUGAUGUAAACCCCUGAGAUAAUUUGUGCAGAAAAUUUACUUUGGCAUUUACCUGCUGAGGGAGCUUCUCUGUAUCUAACCCAUGCUGUCCCUGUCCUGGGAGUGUGUGAUGGGACAGUGUAGAGGGAGCUUCACUCUGUAUCUAACCCGUGCUGUCCCUGUCCUGGGAGUGUGUGAUGGGACAGUGUAGAGGGAGCUUCACUCUGUAUCUAACCCGUGCUGUCCCUGUCCUGGGAGUGUGUGAUGGGACAGUGUAGGGGGAGCUUCACUCUGUAUCUAACCCGUGCUGUCCCCGUCCUGGGAGUGUGUGAUGGACAGUGUAGAGGGAGCUUCACUCUGUAUCUAACCCGUGCUGUCCCUGUCCUGGGAGUGUGUGAUGGGACAGUGUAGAGGGAGCUUCACUCUGUAUCUAACCCGUGCUGUCCCUGUCCUGGGACUGGGUAACAUAUUGGAACUUCUCUUUUUCUGGCUGAUUGUGUCCUUGUAGAAGGGAUCUUUUGGGCAGAUACUUUGAAUAUCCUGCUGUCAGCAGUGAGUUGAGUUUGAGUGAACUCCAAUACAGGAGUGGAAAAGCGGGAGGGAUAUGGCAUGGGAAUGGCAAAAGAGAUUUGUCAACCAAACUCCAAGCCUUCAGUUACAGUAACUUACAUAGGAUGUGACUGAGGGUAAGUGAAACUAGGAUUGUUCUUUUAAUGGAAAAGAGAUUAAAGGAAGAUGUAAUCAAGACAUCCUAUAGUAUGAAGGGUAGGUGAGAAUGUUUCCAGUGACAGAUACAGUCCAAAGCUCAUCUCUUGUACUGAGAAGAAUGAUUUGGUUUUAGACAAUGUCCACUUAGAGGGACAGGAUCAGUAACUUGGGGAUUAAACACAGUAUUCUGUCAAUACCAAAUGUGAUGGCUCAGAUGCUCUGUGAAGGUGAGAAACUAAUGUCAACUCCCCUGAGCAGAGCAGGAGCCUGGGUCAUCCGUGUCUUGCACAGUUGGUGUAUUCUGUCUCUGUAACACCCCCCCCCCCAACCCUCCAGAAUACAAUGGAGUCUGAUUUUAUUUGGAACUACUGGUAUUAAAGAGCGAUACAAUCUCAGAAUCCCAGAAGGAUUGGAAAGAUGAUUUUUCCAUCAGUGUGUCUACAGUGUUGGCAGCAUCUUAUAUCCCUGCUGAUUUUGUUUAGUUGAUCUAUCAGAAUUGCACACAAAGGCUUGUCACUGUUCCUCAGUAUGUGUGACCAUAACGAGCCAGUUCAGCAAUGCUGAUGACGGGUCUCCACCUAAAGUGUUCAUUCUUUGUUCAUCUCCAUACACGCUGACUGGCCUGCUGAGUACUUCCAGCAUUUUGUGGGUGUUGCUCAAGAUUUCCAGCAUUUGCAGUUUCUCUCAUGCCUAGAUAUAUAUUUUAUUCUCCCCAAACGUCCAUCAACUCUUCCCAGAUUGUACCCACCCACCCACCCCAAGGGCUAGUGAACAUACCAACCAUUAUGGUUUUGAUAUGUGGGAAACACUCACAAGAUGCUGGAGGAACUCAGCAGGUCGGGAGGCAUCUAUCGCAGAGAAUAACUCGGCAUCAUUUCAGGCUGAGACCAUUCAUCAGGUCUGGAAAGGAAGGACCUCUCCCCACCUUCUUAUUCUGGCUUCUGUCCCAUUCCUUUUCAGUUCUGAUGAAGGGUCCCAGCCUCAAACAUCAACUGUUUAUUCAUUUCCAUAGAUACCACCUGAUUUGCUGAGCUCCUCCAGCAUUUUGAGUGUGUUGCUCUGGAUUUCUUACAUCUGCAGAAUCUCUUAUGUUUGGGUAGUACCUCUGUAUUCUUGAGGCAAACUCUGCCAUCCCCUCUUAUGAAUCUUCCUCUGUGACAGCUAUCCGGGUCACUUGACAGCUCCCUCAUUUCCAACAGCUGCAACGGUCUGUCCCAAACCCAUCCCCCGCAAACCAAGAGGCUGACAGUAAUCCUGCUGAUGUGUACACUUGCAUGGACAGACCCACACACACGCACGCAGGGGUGUGUAUGUACAUCCUUACAUUCCUGGCCUUGCUCCCCUUACCCAGCAACACUGUUGAGAACGGCCACAGCCCCCGCUGUUGCCGGGAGUCCUCCAAGAGCAGCGCCUCGACUGUCCCAGCCUUUACCAGCAGGGGCAGUGGCGAGCUAUGUGUGAGAGUGUUUGCAACAGUAUGUUCUCUCCCAAUCAUCCACCAAGGUCUCCCUGCGUAACUUGGUUUGUAUAUCCUCCACCACGGCACACGAAUGCUUAGCCAUCCAUAUCUGUAUAUUUUGUAAAAAAAAUAUUAAAAAUCACAAU